Hevea brasiliensis (rubber tree) is the source of this 6085-nucleotide messenger RNA. RefSeq lists its product as uncharacterized. Gene Ontology annotation, biological process: 5S class rRNA transcription by RNA polymerase III; transcription initiation at RNA polymerase III promoter. The record is from RefSeq and is a predicted model, not a curated record. The coding region runs from base 116 to 5545 and encodes 1809 amino acids. Gene Ontology annotation, molecular function: DNA binding. Gene Ontology annotation, cellular component: transcription factor TFIIIC complex. Lineage: Eukaryota; Viridiplantae; Streptophyta; Magnoliopsida; Malpighiales; Euphorbiaceae. The transcript is spliced from 17 exons.
GCUAGUACAAACCAACUGUUCCUUUGCGCCUCUGCGGGAAUUAAAAAUUUUCCUGAGAAAGCUCUAUCGUGAGUGAAUUUUCUCGCCGGCCAAACACCCUGCUCCACAUGUCCCCAUGGACACUCUAAUCUCCUCAGCUCUCGAGGAAAUCUGUUGCCGUGGCUCAACCGGCCUCUUGCUUUCCUCCCUCUGGUCUACCCUAACUCCCACGCCUGCUGUCUCCCUCAAAGCGUCUCUCUGGUCCAACCUUUUAUCUAUCUCUUCUAUUCAGUUCUUUGUCCCAGCAGAAGACUCUCCAUUUAGCGCCACCGACCCCAAAAUUCAGCGUUUUGAAGACGCUGAGAAGCUCAACUUGAAGAUUGUGGCUAACGAGCAUCUUAGGGAUUGCUUUGUUGGCCUUUAUGACACUCCUUCCUCCAGCAUUGGUCCUCUUCAGCGUCGCACUCUUGAACGGCUUGCUGUCGUUAGGACAAACGGAAUAACACAAAAUCAACUAGCUAAGGAAUUCGGCAUUGAAGGGAACAACUUCUUUUAUAGAGUUAGGAACCUUGAAUGCCGGCAAUUGAUUGUGCGAAAACCGGUCAUUGUGAAGACGAAAGAAGCUGACUGUGAAGGGGAGACUAAGAACAGUUCGGUUGUAAGUACCAAUUUAAUAUAUCUACCCCGUUAUGCAAAGCAUUUAGGUGUACAACAAAGAUUUGAGAUUAACAAAGAAGAACGCAAUUUGGGGGGUCCUGGGAAUGUAGAGGAAACUGAUGUAGGUGGAGAUGGUUUUGAGAGAGAGCCUUCUAAAGAUGAUGUACUUAUAAAGGAUUUUUUACCUGCAAUGAAGGCCAUUUGUGAUAAACUUGAGGAAGCUAAUGACAAGGUCCUUGUUGUCUCAGAUAUCAAACAGGCUCUUGGUUAUACCAGAACUCCUGGGCACAGAGCUUGGAGAAAUAUAUGUCGUAGGUUGAAAGAUGCUGGCAUUGUUGAGGAGUUUGAUGCUAAAGUGAAUGAAAAGGUUGAACGUUGCUUACGCUUGUUGAAGAAGUUUCCUUCAAAGAAUUUUGAGAACAAACCUCUUGGAUGUGGACAUGAUUGUGACGGAAAAAAAAUGGUGAAGUUUGGAAGAAGGUUUCAACAAACUGAGCAGCUUGUAGAACUUCCUAUUGACCAUCAAAUUUAUGAUAUGAUUGAUGCCAAAAGAACAGAAGGAGCGACUGUUAUUGAGGUAUGUGGGAGGCUUGGAAUUGAUAGGAAAAGGAGUGAUUCUCGGUUGCACAAUUUGUUCUCUAGGUUUGGGAUGCAUGUGCAGGCAGAAAACCAUAAUAAAACUGUAGCUUUUCGAGUUUGGACUUCUGAUUCUAAUACUGAGGAGUCAAAUGCAUUUCUAGAUAAAUCAAAAAUUGAUCUUGGUGGAAUUAACAAUUCUACUUUGAAUGUGAGCAAUCAUGAUGUUUCAGACAGAUCAACUGAAGCCUUGCUAGAGUACAAUCCUUCAACAUCUGAAGUUGAUUUUGCUGCCACUGGAAAACUGAAUAGUGGGGAAAUAAAUGCUGAACCAUGUCAAGGCUUGCCUAAGGAUGGUCCAACUAACCAUGUGCUCGACUGUCAUGACAAGGUGCCAGAGCUUCAUCACGAACCAAUGGAUACUGCUUCCGAUGCAAAACUUAAUUUAAUGAUUUCAGAAAUGGAGAUAAAUUCUGCAUCGUCCGAAACUACUUUGACGCUGCCUGAUUCUGGAUCAUCUUAUCCGUAUCUGCCUUUAACUACUGAUGGUGCCUUGAGGGAACAGAGGAUACUUGAAAGGUUACAGAAUGAGAAAUUCCUUUUAAAAGCAGAGCUUCAAAGGUGGCUUAUGAGUCUUGAGAAGGACAAGCACACAUCGAUGGACAGGAAGACUAUUGACCGGAUAUUAAAUAAGCUUCAGCAACAAGGACAUUGCAAAUGUGUGCAUAUAAAGCUCCCUGCUGUCACAAACUGUACCAGCGGGCGUCCCACUAUGGUUGUUCUGCAUCCAUCUAUUCAAAGUUUUCCUCCUGAACUACUUGGUGAAAUUCAUGAUAGAAUGAGGUCUUUUGAUAAACAAAUUCGUGUUCAGGCUUCAUCCAAGUUGAAGAUUAAGGAAUCAAUUCCUGUACUGAAUGGUGUCACAAGAACUCAGAUUCGCAGGGGUUCAGAUGAACAAGCUGUUAAAGCAGAAGCCAUGCGUGCCAAUGGUUUUGUGUUGGCAAAAAUGGUUCGUGCAAAACUGCUGCAUAAUUUUUUAUGGGGUUACCUGAGUAGUCUUCCUGGAUGGGAUGAUGUUUUAUUAACUGGCCCAUGUGAGCGUUCUUACAAGUUUCUUGCACUUGAAGCAGCUAUGAAGGCUGUUCCAGUUGAGCUAUUUUUAAAGGUGGUAGGGACUACUAACAAAUUUGAUGAUAUGAUUGCAAAGACCAGUAGAGGUUUGUGUCUAUCAGAUCUUCCUGUUGAAGAAUACAAACAGCUGAUGGAUACGCAGGCAACUGGAAGACUGUCAUUGAUAAUUGACAUUUUACGACGAUUGAAGCUGAUUCGUUUGAUACGCAAUGGGUAUUCAGAGGAUGGAUUCAAAAACCCUCAUGAGACUUUUAUGCAUGCAAUGGAGCUUAGACCUUACCUAGAAGAACCAUUAUCAGUGGUUUCAACAUCUAUUUUAAGAUCUCUUGAUCUUCGCCCAAGAAUCAGACAUGAUUUUAUCCUAUCAAAUCAAGAAGCUGUUGAUGAAUAUUGGAAAACUUUGGAGUACUGUUAUGCGGCUGCCGAUCCAAAAGCUGCCUUACAUGCAUUCCCUGGAUCUGUUGUUCCUGAGGUUUUCCACCCCCGUUUUUGGACCUCUGUUCGGGUUAUGUCUGCUCAUCAGCGUACUGAGCUCCUAAAUCGUAUAGGGAAGGAUGAUUUGAACAAAAAAAUUUCAUGUGAAGAUUGCGUAAACAUUGCAAGUGAUCUUAAUCUGUCCCUACAGCAGGUGCUUCGUGCCUAUUAUGGUAAGCACCAGCAACGUCUCAAUAUAUUUCAGGGUGUUGUGAAUGCCAAUGAGGAUCAUCAGACAUCAAAAAAGAAACUCUCUUCUAGAAAAAGAAAGAGAUCUUUAAAAGCAAGCUCAGUAAAGCGUGGAAGAGUUGAUGCUGUGAAGGAGAAGUUAAGUGAGGAGGGACCUGAUAUCGUUGACCAAUUAAUGGAGGAACAAGAACUUUACCCUUCAGAACAACAUGAAGAUCAUUUGCCACCAUAUCAUGAGGGCAAUAAUCAAGAAUCUGUGGAAGAGCCAGGAUCAAAUCAAGAUACAAAAUGUCAUUCUGUAUUAAGCCAAUAUGCUUGUUCAAAGUCUCGUUCAACACGCCAAAGGAGGUUUUCAUGGACUGAUGCAGAUGAUAGGCAACUGUUGAUCCAAUAUGCAAGACAUCGUGCAGUUCUUGGGGCAAAUAUUCACAAAGCUGAAUGGAAAAAAAUUCCUGACCUACCAGCUCCUCCAAUGACAUGUUCUAGAAGAAUGCAUUUAUUGAAGAAAAAUACAAAAUUUAGAAAAAUGCUUAUGAAACUAUGUACCAUGCUUAGUGAGAGAUAUGCAAAGUACCUGGAGCAAACCCAGAGUGCAUCUGUUGACAAGAAUGGUUGCAGAGUUCUUAUGCGAUGUUCAACAAGUGAAGGUGAUAAAUUCUCCAAUGGUCUUAAAAAUUCUACAGGAGCAGGUUUUGAGGAAGAGCGGUGGGAUGAUUUCAGUGAUGAGAGUAUUAAGAAAACCUUUGAAUGUGUUCUGUUGUACAAGAAAAAGGCUAAUUUUCAGGACUCUAAAAGAGUUGGAAAUGCUUCUGAAGAAUUGUCCAAUUUAAACACGAAUAUUGUAGGAUAUAGCACUGUGGAAUCUGAAUUGGUUUCAUCUAGUACUCUUAAUGAAAGCAUCCAUAAAGAUGGCCAGGGAAUAUUUAAAGAUUCUGGACAAAGAUUAAAACGUCAUCGCCUUCAUCAGAAGUUUAUCAAGUGUUUAAAUGAAGGAACUUUUGUUAGCACACAAGUACAUAAAUCAUUGGCAGUUUCAAAUGCAGUGGAGCUUUUGAAGCUUGUCUUCUUGUGCACCUCAGGGGCACCAGAUCUGCAAAAUCAUCUAGCAGAAACUUUGCGGCGUUAUUCGGAGCGUGAUCUUUUUGCAGCUUUUAGCUACCUCAGGGACAAGAAAAUAAUGAUUGGGGGUGAUGGUGGUCAACCCUUUGUGCUGUCCCAACAAUUCAUGCAAAGUGUUUCUAAAUCUGCAUUCCCAUCUAAUACUGGAAAAGAAGCAGCUAAAUUUUCUGGGUGGCUCCAUGAAAGAGAAAAAGAUUUGACAGAGAGGGGAAUUAAUCUUACUGCAGAUUUGCAGUGUGGGGAUAUUUUUCAGUUGUUUGCUCUAGUUUCUUCUGGUGAAUUGUCUAUUUCUCCAUGUGUUCCAGAUGAAGGUGUGGGAGAAGCUGAAGACUUAAGAAGUUUAAAACGUAGGGCUGAGGAUGAUGAACUUUGUGAUGUUGAUAAGGUCAAGAAAAUAAGAUCUUUGGCCGAUAGCGAACUCAUUUCUCGCAGAGAAAAGGGAUUUCCCGGUAUAACAGUACUUGUGCAUCGUACAAAACUUAUGACAGCUAAUGCUGUAGAAUUGUUCAAAGUGAGUUGUAUGGAUGAAUUUCAUCAGAAUGAUAAGUUCAAGGAAAUAUUGGGUCAGAAAAUCAGCUCUAGUUCAUUACAACGUGACAGUACUACAGAAGUCCCCAGUUUUGAUAGCAUUGAUCCUGCAGCAGGAUGGUCUAGCGAGUCACCUUGGGAAGCAAUGGUAGGUUAUGCAGAAUACCUGAUGGUGAAACCCUCUGAUCCAAAACAAGCAAGUCUCUUUAAUCCUGAGGUAUUUAGGACUGUUUUUAUGGCCAUUCAGAAGGCUGGUGACCAAGGUUUGAGUUUAGAAGAAGUUUCCCAAGUCGUGGGUGAAAAUGUGCAUGAACAAAUCAUUGAUGUGCUCCAAGCAUUUGGAUGUGUGUUGAAGGUCAAUGCCUAUGACACUGUUCAUGUUGUUAAUGCUUUAUAUCAUUCCAAGUACUUUUUGACCUCACUGGUGGGUCUCCAUCAAGAUCUUGAUCCACCGUUAGUAACCAAGUCCUUACAGAGAAGUGAGAAUGGUCAUUCAGUCUCCCAUUGUGAAGGUUAUGAUGUAGUUGGCUCUAGUUCACAGAAAGAAGCCAUCAUGAGGAAUCAUCAUGUGCACAAAGUUACAAUUCUUAAUCUUCCUGAAGAGUCUGUUCCCUCCAUUGAAACCCAAAGAAGCAAUGUCCAUGAAGGCAGCUUGCAAGAAAAAGUAAUUUUGCCGGGACAAAAUAAUGAUGGUGAAACGUGUAAGUUCUCCUCAAAGGAAUUACGUGUGCCUAUAUUACCAUGGAUAAAUGGAGAUGGUAGCAUCAACAAAGUUGUCUAUGAUGGACUUGUACGCCGUGUUCUUGGUAUUGUGAUGCAAAGUCCUGGGAUACUAGAGGACAACAUUAUCCACCAGAUUGAUGUAUUGAAUCCCCAGUUAUGCAGAUGUUGAUGACAUUCCUGGGCUUUACAUCCAUCGUUGAUGUUUAGUGUUUGUGCUUCUUUCUGUAGAGCUGUCGGAGUCUGAUGGAAUUAAUGAUUUUGGAUAAGCACCUGAUUGUGAGAAAGAUGCAUCAAUCUACAUCAAGUGGGCCCCCUGCCUUGCUAGGAACCCUCCUUGGGAGCAGCUUCAGAGAAUCAAAGUCGGUGUACCGUAAACAUUUAUUUGCCAAUCCCAUGUGUGCAUCAUAUCUGUAGGAAAGUUGAAAGCAGCUUCAUUUCAAAUAUUGUAUUCAUCACAGAUAGUGGGAGUAGGAUGAGGUUUUCUCAGAAAGUGCAAGUACCCUAAUUGUAUUAUAUUUAUAAAGUAAACAAUGCUAAAUGUAUAUUUAAUUGGCUAGAAUUUGUAAUUUAAGAAUCUUAAGUUGUUGACAUCUGUAAUGUACAGCACUGCAUUCUAGCAUCCAGUGCUGUUCACAUUUUGGAUGGAACCAACAGACCAACCCAAAUUGAACCAAGUUUUUGGUUUGAAUCACAAGUCAGAUUGGUUGAA